GUGUUGACCUCCAGCCUGAGUUACGUAAACGCUAUGAUACCGCUAAUAGCGGCGUGCGUUGUUAUUGUUUGCUGUCUGUACGCGUUCAGCACGCGCGGAUAUGACUACUGGCAGAAAAAAGGAGUGCAACAUGAAAAACCACUGCCAUUUAUCGGAAGCACGGGAAGAAUCUUUGCCCAGAAGAUGAGCAUGACCGAAUACUUCACGGAGCUGUACCGAAAAUAUCCAAAGGAGAAACUGGUUGGAUACUACUUUUCGCGUGAAAAAGCUUUAGUGUUAAGAGAUCCGGAGCUCGUGAAAUCUGUUUUGAUCACCGACUUCCAAUAUUUUUAUCCUCGUGGAAUCAAUCACCACAGGGAUGUAGUGGAGCCUAUGUUUAAGAAUCUGUUCUUCGCGGACGGAGAUCUGUGGAAGCUGCUGCGGCAGAGGAUGACGCCCGCCUUCACGUCCGGCAAGCUGAAGGCGAUGUUCCCUCUGAUCGUGGAGAGGACCGAGCGGCUGCAGCGCACCGCCGCCGCCGCCGCGGAGCGCGGCGCGGAGGUGGACGUGCGCGACCUCAUGGCGCGCUACACCACCGACUUCAUCGGCGCCUGCGGCUUCGGCAUCGACGCCAACUCGAUCGACGACGAGGACGCUCCAUUCCGAAAGCUGGGAAAACGUAUAUUCACACCUUCUUUCAGAGAUAUCAUUGUUACUGUUGCAAAAUGGUUGGCACCGGAUUUGUUCAAGCAUUUAAGAACUGUUGCACCAGAAUUAGAACGGGAUACGUUGAGUUUAGUGAGAGGUAUCAUGGAGCAAAGAAACUACCUGCCUUCAGGCAGAAACGAUUUCAUAGAUCUUUUGCUAGAGUUGAAACAGAAAGGCAAAAUUGUUGGUGAAUCGAUAGAGCACAGGAAUUCGGAUGGCACACCGAAGAUAGCAGAGUUAGAGAUGGAUAACUUGCUGAUGGCGGCGCAGGUGUUCGUGUUCUUCGCAGCGGGGUUCGAGACGUCCUCGUCGGCGACCAGCUACACGCUGCACCAGCUCGCCUUGCACCCUGACCAGCAGGCCAAGUGCCAGCAGGAGAUCGACGAAGUACUCACCAGAUACGGCGGGAAACUUUGCUACGAUGCCGUGAGCGAAAUGAAAUAUUUGAAAAUGUGUUUCUAUGAGAGCAUGCGUCUGUUCCCAUCACUGGGUUUCCUGAUCCGAAAAUGCGCAAAGCCCUACACGUUUCCAGGCACUGGCGUGAGCAUAGACGAGGGUAUAGCCGUGAUCGUCCCAGUCCAAGGUCUGCAAACUGAUGAGCAGUACUUCGAGAAACCGGAGGAGUUCCGACCGGAGAGAUUCAAUCCGGGCAACCGUGUACAAAAUCAUGUGUAUCUACCGUUUGGUGAGGGUCCUAGAGCAUGCAUUGGUGAUGAUCUGUGGAAGCUGCUGCGGCAGAGGAUGACGCCCGCCUUCACGUCCGGCAAGCUGAAGGCGAUGUUCCCUCUGAUCGUGGAGAGGACCGAGCGGCUGCAGCGCACCGCCGCCGCCGCCGCGGAGCGCGGCGCGGAGGUAGACGUGCGCGACCUCAUGGCGCGCUACACCACCGACUUCAUCGGCGCCUGCGGCUUCGGCAUGGACACAGACUCCAUCACUAACGAUGAUUCCCCGUUCCGCGAUCUGGGAAAGCGUAUUUUUACUCCAACCCUAAAAGGGGUUGUCUGUUCAUUUCUAAAGUGGACUUUCCCAGAAACAUUUAAACAUUUGCACGUCACAGCCUCUGAUGUCACGAGAGAUACGAUUGAUUUGGUGAGAAGCAUCAUGCAGGAGAGAAAUUACAAGCCUGUUGGGCGAAACGACUUUAUAGAUUUGCUUUUCGAGUUGAAAGCGAAGGGGGUUAUAUAUGGCGAGUCGCUGGAGAAGAGGAAUCCUGACGGGACGCCGCAGACGGUGGAGCUGGAGUUGGACGAGCUGCUGAUGGCGGCGCAGGUGUUCGUGUUCUUCGCGGCGGGGUUCGAGACGUCCUCGUCAGCGACCAGCUACACGCUGCACCAGCUCGCCCUGCACCCUGACCAGCAGGCCAAGUGCCAGCAGGAGAUCGAUGAAGUUCUUGCACGACAUGACGGGAAAUUAUGCUACGAUGCUGUCAAGGAGAUGAAGUAUCUACACAUGUGUUUUAAGGAAGGUAUGCGAAUGUUCCCGUCCCUCGGCUUCCUCAUCCGACAAUGUGUGAGGCCGUACACGUUCCCAGGGACGGACGUGACCGUCGACGGCGGCGUGUACGUGCUGGUCUCCGUGCAGGGCCUGCACAACGACGAGCAGUACUUCAAGGAUCCGGGCCAGUUCCGGCCGGAGCGGUUCGGCGAGGGGGCGCCCUCUAUACCUAACCACGUGUAUCUGCCGUUUGGAGAAGGACCGCGAGCGUGUAUAGGUGAGCGUCUGGGUCUGAUGCAGUCUCUGGCGGGGCUGGCGGCGCUGCUGCGCCGGUGCUCGGUGGCGCCCUCUGCCAACACCCGUGCGCCCCGCGUCGACCCCGCAUCCUUCGUAGUUCAGAACAUACAUGGCGGACUACCGCUGUCAUUGAUACCGAGGAAAACGGCUAAAUGAUUUAAUUGAUAGUGAAAUAAAGUUUGA
Molecule: messenger RNA, 2601 nt
Organism: Cydia splendana
Lineage: Eukaryota; Metazoa; Arthropoda; Insecta; Lepidoptera; Tortricidae
Product: cytochrome P450 6B6-like
Exons: 6
Coding region: 34-2574 (846 amino acids)
Molecular function (GO): iron ion binding; oxidoreductase activity, acting on paired donors, with incorporation or reduction of molecular oxygen; heme binding
Source: RefSeq, a predicted model, not a curated record